Messenger RNA from Sturnus vulgaris (Common starling), 4579 nucleotides. It is a transcript of the gene CBX7, whose product is annotated as chromobox 7. Gene Ontology annotation, cellular component: PRC1 complex. Gene Ontology annotation, biological process: negative regulation of transcription by RNA polymerase II. NCBI's taxonomy places the organism in Eukaryota, Metazoa, Chordata, Aves, Passeriformes, Sturnidae. The record is from RefSeq and is a predicted model, not a curated record.
AAGCGGCGGCGGGGGCGCGGCCGCGCGCGAGGGGGCGUGUGAGGGGCAGCGGCGGGGAACGGCCGCCACCGGCACAGCCUCGGCCCGCCCGCCCGCUUGCCCGCAUGGAGCUGUCGGCCAUCGGCGAGCAGGUGUUCGCCGUGGAGAGCAUCCGCAAGAAGCGCGUGCGGAAGGGUAAAGUAGAAUACCUGGUGAAGUGGAAAGGAUGGCCCCCGAAAUACAGCACAUGGGAGCCAGAGGAUCAUAUCUUGGACCCUCGCCUGGUAGUGGCUUAUGAAGAAAAGGAAGAGAGAGACCGUGCAUCAGGGUACAGGAAAAGAGGUCCCAAACCAAAGCGCCUCCUACUGCAGCGGCUGUAUGGCAUGGACUUGAGGAGUGCUCACAAGGGGAAGGAGAAGCUCUGCUUCUCUCUUGCACGGAGGUUUGGAGGAGGAGACAGUAGCCUGCCAGGGGCCAAGACAGGGCAGGCAGAGUUCCCUGAGAAGACUGGGGGUGCAGUCCUGCCAUUCUCUCUCCGGAAGCAACGCAAAAACCAGAAGUACCUACGACUGUCAAGGAAGAAGUUCCCGCGCAUGGCGAGUCUGGAGAAUCGCAACUGCAGGCAUGAGUUCUUCCUGAAUGAUGCAGUGAGCCUAGAGGCCAGGCAGAGCCCUGAGGACUGGGAGGCCACGCAGCACACCAGCAAAGAAGCAGAUGUGGAUGCCAGUCUCCCUUGGAUCCCCACUGUGCCCCCCAGCGAAGUGACAGUGACAGACAUCACGGCAAACUCCAUUACCGUCACUUUCAGAGAAGCACAAGUGGCUGAGGGCUUCUUUCGAGACCGGAGUGCACAGUUCUGAAUCUCUGUUUGCAGUGCUCCCCAAAACCUGUGCUUUUAGGGUGGGGCUAGGGAAGGGUUACAUUAUCCCUUAAGAGAAAAAAAAAAAUCCAAAAUGUCUCCUCUUAAAAAUGUUUACAGAGACCUUUUUUUUUCUCCUUUUUCCCCUUUCAGAUACGCAAAAAAGGGCAGUGUAGGGGUGUGUGUUUGUCAUUGCUUUGUCCAGCUGAAAAACUGACAGCCCUUUCCCUGGCAAAGACUCCCCUCCUUGAUGUGAAAGCAGCAAGCUGAACAAUUCGCCUUUUAUCCUUUUAAGUGGCGGCAGCUGCAUUUGUGGGGAGAGGGCAUGCGGAGGUGGAAAGAGAGCUGGAUCUCUAGCCUGCUGCCUUGUUCUGCAAUUGAUAUCCCUCGGAUAAAGAUACAUCUCUGUGCAUUGCUCUUCCCACCUUCCUCCUCCCUCUCUUCCUGCAGCAGUGAGAGGCGAUGGAUUCUACCUGUAUAGAUAACUCCAGCCUGUUAAGACUUUCCAGUGCUGUUUCCCCUGUGGCCUGUUGUCAGGACUUCAGAAGCGUAUUUACCUGUCUGUGGUAAGUCAGUCUUUGCAGGACGGGUCCAUGUAGACAGCAGAGCUUUCUCUCUUUGAUUGUUGAUCAUGUGGAAAGGCUGAAAUGCAUCUCUGAAAUCCAAAUUGGCAACAUAAAUUCAAUUUGCCCUUAUUAAAAGCUCAGAAAGCCAGCAUAGUUGAGACACGCCAUCCUGUAUAUGCUAAACAGGAUUUCCAGGCUUGGCUCUGCUGCGUGAGGAAUGCGUUACGGAAAGUGGGGUCUUCUUACCCUUUGCCAAAUUCAGUAUUAAUAACAAAUCCUGCCCUGAAUCUGUGGUAAUAAGUUGGUUGAAAACCGACUCCUCUCCCCUGGGAGGAGGAACUAGUAGGACAACUGAAGCAUUGCCUGGCACUGCAGAGAUAUCAAAGAUAGUGGCACAGGCCCAGGACACAGGAAUUGGACAGAACUGAGCUAGAAAUGGACCUUGAUUAGCAGCAAAUUCUGUUCUUAGAUUCCAUAGAGAGAUCCAAAAUAAACAACAUGCGGGGAAGGCAUGUAUUAGAUUUAAGGAGGGGAAAAAUUCCUAAUUCUUAGCAAUGAGAAUUCUUGGAUUGUGCUGCCUGAGUGAUACUCUUCCAUGACUCCAGUAUCCUCACAGUAUCUGUGAUCCUGUACUACUUUACUGAUAGGAACUUCCCCUUGGAAGGCUUAAAAAUCUUUGCCAAGGAAAGCGGUCUGCAUUUCAAUAGACCUGCCUAAUCUUGCACUUAAAAAUGCCUUGUGCUGGACUGCCUGUGACACUUUGAGGUUUUUGAAGAAUUGCUGUAUUUUGAAUUGGUAUAGCAUAGUAUCUGUUCUGCACAUGCAUGUUCUCUUCCAUUUUUAAAAGCAAAUUUUAUUUAAAUAACUUAAUUUUUAAAAUAUAGACCUUUUCCAAUGGAAAGCAAAAAAAGUAAGGUAGUCUGAAGUGGGAACUGCAGGACAGAGUGCUGCAGGGUAACAUUGGCUACUGUCAUGAUUACUGUCCUCAAAUUCUGUUUCCUUACUCCACCCCACCUGAAACAUCUGUUAUCUGCUGUAUUUAUUCAAAAUGAAGCUAUGAGCCUUCUUAGCUCUGAGAUAAAGACACCUGUGGAAAUCCUCAGUGUGUUUGUUGGAGGGGCUUGGCUCCUGGCCUGCAGAAUUUGGGAGCUCUAGGGUUUCUGGUCCUCCAAACAUCUACUUAUUAUAAAGUGCUUGGACUACCACUGUGGGUUUUUACUAGAAGCAGUUUUUACCUCAUUUAGGAUAUGGCAGCUCAGUGCAGAUUUAGGAUUUCCCCUUCCAUCUCAGAACUGUGGGAGCAGGUCUGUCUUUCAUGCCAUCAGAGCAGUUUCAGGAUCGCUGGGAAGAUCUUGAAUUUCUGGGCUGACCUUUUUGUCUCUCAAAGGAGUAAGAUGGAAGUUUUAUCAUGGAGAAAUCUGAGAGGGUGAGAAGUGGAAGCUGGGGGGGAAUUAUGUGGUGGGAGGAAGAGUGAGUGAAAAAGAGGCUUGCAAUAGCUAGCAAGGGCAAGCUGAUGAGGUAAGCGUGCAGGCGCAGGAUGUUUGUUGAACGUGGGUGUCCAGAGCGAGGCUUCUGUGUCUGGAGUUGCACCCUUUUUUGCAGGAUGUGGGGUCAGACGGUGGUGUUACCUUCACCCACACACCCCCUCUUCCUGACACCUGCCAGAUACGCUGAAUACCUGCAUCUCUCUUCUGUUGUGGCCAGUGGACACAACACAUGGCCAGGUCCACUCCUGUGGGUUGGAGCAGGUAGUGAUGGUUGCAGAAGCGCAGUUUUUUAGCUUAUUUAAAAAAAAAAAGUCUUGAACUGCAGCUCAUCCUGCUAAAUCUAAUGCUAAAUGGCAUUUAUAGGAUCUGGUUUCUUUAUUCUAAUGCAGCAACUGCUGCCUUUGUCAUGUCUUCAUCUCAGUGUACAAAAGCACCCAAAAAGGCUUCUUAUUUACUAAGUUCCUGGCUUUGGCUGACCUUGGAAGCAGUAUCAAUCCUGCAGCAGGAAAGAACUUGUCCUAAUAAACUAGAUUUCCAUCCUCUGCUUUUCUCUCCACUUUCCAGCUGACACUUCUCAACACUUUGUUUUGGCAUUUUUCUUUAAACAUAUUUUCUUUCUCUUGCAGUAGAGUUUUGAGAGACCUGUGGUGGUCUUUCAAAGAGGAUCCACCCACAGCUUCAUAUCUUAAUCAUUUUUUUGGAUCAGGCUAUCUAGUGUUCUCUAGUGACUAAUCAUCUUGCUACACGAAGUGUGGAACAAAAUACCUGGCUGCCAUGCUGCUUUGUGUCAGUGAGGAGCUAACCAUAAUGGGGUUAAGACACAACAAGCUGCAUGUGCGUGGGAUUGGAGGGGAGGGUGUGAAGAGGAGUUUGUGGUAGGAAACGAAGCAGUUACUUCGUUGGCGUGGACUUUUUUUUUGACAUUCAUGAAUUCUUGUUUAUCUCAAAGAACUUCUUGAGAAGAUUUUUCUCCCGAUCUUUUUAAAAUGUGGCUCUGUUCCACGUUGUCUGCUGACAUGUCACUGUAAACUUCCUUGGUGGAGCUGGUUUUCAGGGACUUUAAAAUUAGCUUUAUUGCACCUCUGCAGGUGUAGAGAGGGUUUUGCCAGUGAUGGAAAGACAGGUUAUCUGGGUUUGUCUCUUCUCCCCAAUACUGUCCUAUGCCAGUUCAACCCAAAACCUGGCAAUUGAAUUGGGACCUCCUGUUCUAACAUAUCAUGAAAAUCAGAUGCUGUGUUUGGAUCUUUGUUAAGCAUUCCGUUUGAUUAGAAGAGCCAGAAUAGCAUCCAGCUGAAGCUGAGUUUAAUAAUUCUAUUUGAAGCCCAAGCCAAGAAUAGAAAUGGGCUAACUCUCCCAUACCUUGUUUGGCUCCGUGGCUGUAAACAAGAAAAAUAAAUUUCAGCCAGUGGAAAUUACUGAACUGUGCACAAGAAACAACAGUUCUCAGAGAACUGCUCUAAUAGUCAUUCUUAGAACUGUUUCCAAGUGAAAAUUUACCAGCAAUGUUGGGGGACAGAAGUGUUUAUUUUAUAGAUCUUGCAGUGAAUUCACUGUAUAUGUGGUAGACCUGAGGGACUUCAUGAGACUGGAAAGCCUUUUUUUUGUUAACACUGUGUUUAAAAAAAAAUCCAUAUGGAAAGGACUGCCUCUGUUCCUGGAUGGUUAUAAACUAGAUGUUAUUGCUCUGA